Brenthis ino (lesser marbled fritillary) is the source of this 1569-nucleotide messenger RNA. The record is from the annotation of a GenBank genome assembly. NCBI's taxonomy places the organism in Eukaryota, Metazoa, Arthropoda, Insecta, Lepidoptera, Nymphalidae.
AUGCGUGCUUUAGUACUAUAUUUCGCGAUCGUCGCGUUCACCAAUUAUGUAAAUAGUGCGCGAAUUCUUGGACUUUUCCCCCAUACGGGAAAAAGUCACCAAAUGGUUUUUGAACCACUUUUACUAAAACUCGCUGAAAAAGGACACCAUGUCACUGUUGCGUCUUUUUUUCCCCAAAAAAAUCCGCCACCAAAUUACACUGAUAUCAGUUUCGAAGGUAUUGCAGGUGUUGGAGUGGAAACUUUCGACCUAAAUUUAUAUGAAGAUCUUGGUUUUAUUUUGCACGUACCAAUAUUAGGUCGAAUUCUUCAGCAAUUAGCAGAAUUUGGUCCCCUCGGUACUAUGGCUUUAAAUGUGUGCAGUAAGGCCGUAGAUUGGCCGCCACUUAAAGAAGCUCUAAAGAGAGAAUACGAUAUUGUAUUAUUGGAAAACUUUAAUAGUGACUGUAUGUUAGGUCUCUUACAUGUGUAUGAAAUAAGGGCGCCUGUAGUGGCUUUGACAUCUUGUGCCCCUAUGCCAUGGUCAGCUGAUCGCAUCGGGGCAACAGAUAACCCAUCUUAUGUUCCUGUUGUAAGCUCGUCGUUUAGUACCCGGAUGACGUUUUUAGAACGUAUGGAAAAUACAUUUUUGCUCAAUUAUCAUAAAUGGUGGUUCCAAAACGAGGUACAAGCGAAAGAACAGGCUUUCAUCGAAAAACAAUAUGGCAGAAAAAUUCCAAAUCUUAAUGAUUUAGCAAAGAAUAUCUCUUUAUUGCUUGUGAACACUCAUCCAACUUUGAACGGAGUUCGACCUCUCGUGCCGGGAAUUGUAGAAGUUGGAGGCAUGCAUUUGGAUCAUACGAAAAGAAUUAUACCACAGUUUAUCGAGAGAUUUGUAAAUGAGUCGGAGCAUGGAGUGAUCCUUCUCAGCUUUGGCUCGUUAAUUAAAACAGCAUCUAUGCCACAAUACAAACAGCAGAUUAUAAUAAAUGCCUUGUCUAAAUUAAAACAACGGGUGAUUUGGAAAUUUGAAGAGAGUGCUGAAGAAGGUACUCUAAUUGGGAAUAUAUUAAAAGUGAAAUGGUUACCACAAUAUGAACUGCUAAAACACGAUAAGGUUGUAGCAUUUAUUGCUCAUGGUGGUCUUUUGGGCAUGACUGAGGCGGUGUCGGCUGGGAAGCCGAUGGUAAUCGUGCCUUUCUUCGGAGAUCAACACUACAACGGUGCAGCAGCAGUAGCAUCUGGCUUUGGUAGAGUCGUAUCUUAUAUAGAUUUGAAUGAACAGGAUCUGAGGGAGGCUGUUGAAUCUGUAUUGAGUGCACAAACUCGCCUGAACGCUCGCAGAGUGUCAAAAAUGUGGCACCAUAGACAAGCAGCACCUCUAGAUACUGCUGUGUUUUGGACGGAGUACGUUAUUAAGUGGGGUAGCGAUAGCAAACUUCAUUCGAUCGCAAGGGACUUGCCCUUUUAUGAAUAUGCGCUAUUGGAUGUAGUAUCUGCAUAUAUUAUAGAAACUAUGGGCGGAACAAAAGAGAAUGACGAGACGAAAGAAGAGAGUUUCAUAGAAGCUCGUCCUGGCUGUCCAUCGCUA